AUGAGCAGAGCGCCGGCAGUAAAAGUAUUAGUCCUGGACAUGCUCGCGAUCUUGAUGCAGCAGGGAAGUGUCAACAUAGCCACGUCGAGUCACCAGACUGAGAGGGAUGCUGGAGUUCGUGUUGAAAUACCAAAUCCAACCCGCUCUGUGAGGAAUGCUGCGACACAAACGAACCCUCAUUCUCUAAACCUUCAUGACGUAUCUGGAGCUGUGGACCAGCUAACUGGGAAGCGAAAACGUGGAACUAUGUUGACAGAAGAUGACGAGGGGGAACAUUCUGGCGGUUCUGGUGUUCAGCUACCGGACGGAGACGGAGGAGAUGGAAGUGAAGGGGAGCGUGAUGCUACGCCAGCACCACAUUCACCCGGCGGACAUGCUGGUGUGGAAAUCAGCUCAGACGAGGGUCUUCAACCGGAUUUGGUGUUCCCAAACCCGACGUUCUCAUUAGGAUUAACACAGGAGGAACGUGCAGGCUUAGAUAAGGUGGUUACAGACUGUAUUACUGCUGUCAACAAGGGAAGUGAUGUGGCGGGGAGUGAGGUUGCUCCGCUUGAGCAAGAGGAAAUUGGCAUAGGUUGUAGGAAGAGUAAAAGGCAGAAACAGCCUCCACCAGCGCUAGUUGGAAAUUAUGAAUGUGACAAACGGUUUUUAAACCUCGGAAGACAGGCCUACCCAGAGUCAUACAUGUCAGGGGGGAACAUUGAUUACUCAGCCAAAUUCUCUGUCCUUCUAGACAAAAUGAAAACACCAUUUUCUAUAGGAAAUGAUGGUUGGACACUUGAGAGCAAUGAAAUGUUUGAAAUCGUCGAAAGAUCUGCUCCCACCUCUGCCAAGGUAUCCACAUUUUAG
Messenger RNA from Eruca vesicaria subsp. sativa (arugula), 849 nucleotides. NCBI's taxonomy places the organism in Eukaryota, Viridiplantae, Streptophyta, Magnoliopsida, Brassicales, Brassicaceae. The record is from the annotation of a GenBank genome assembly.